GCUCAAAAUUAACCAUUUUUCUUCCUUCACUCUGUACCUAAAAAUGGCUCACAUUGUUUUUCUGAAAGAUAAGAAGCUCCGAGAGCUUUCAGAUCUCAUUUAUGGCCAAGAGGUUGAGAACAUACAGAACAUUAAAUUCUCAUCCGAAGCCGAGAGAGUGAAAUACCUAAGCUCUUGUCUGUCUAAUUAUAAUUCCAUCAAAAGCCUUCUAAAUGGCGGUGUUGCUUUGGUGACUAAGUACGAGAAUGAUGUCGUUCGAGGUCCCAUCGCUGCUGAAAUCCUUUCCUAUAUCGAAACCUGCCUUAACAGUGCACUGCAGAUCGUGAGGAACUACACUGUUCGCAAAGAUUAUCUUGCUAAAAUAAAUGCUCAUGUCCAAAGCCUUAUGGAAGAGUUGGAGAUUGACAAUCCGGCCCAAGUUUCUCAGCUGACAAACAGAGUUCAACACUACAACAAGGCUGUUAUGGAGUACACGAAGAUGUAUCAAAGUACUGCAUCACAAGAAUUCUCAAGAAUGCUCAAGAACAACGGCAUCAAAUUCCAGACUCUAGUGGAUAGUUACCGGGCGAAACUAAGAAUUCAUGGGCCAUUUAAGAAUUUGACAGAUGAACAAAAGCUGCAGGUUUAUGAUGCAAUAAUUGAGGCAUCGGGUCGAGGAAAAGUGCUGGUUGAAGAAACUCUCAAGGCUAUUGCAGUGCCAAGAAAUGAUGAUACAAACCUACAUGAAGAGAAUAAAUUGGAAACAAAAUUUGAGGCAUCAUCAGGAAAUAUUACUAUGACUAAAUACGCACUGAAAACUAAUAAUGAUGCUGGCAAAGCCUUACUCCUAUUCAAAGCUGCAUACAUAACGUGGGAUAUUUAUACUUCCGACCACACAAUCACAACCACCACGCGCCAUGCCGUGCAGGAAGCAGCAAAACUGGCCGGAGCACCUUUGGUGGAAAUCAUUCAGGCCGCUGUAGAAACCGGAUUAGAAGGUGUUGAGGCAAGUGUUGUGUUUGUGACCGCAGUUGGACUAGCGGUUGGUUUGGUUGGAGCUUUCAUCAUAGGGGAAGUUGCUGGCUUGUUGUUUGAUCUGAUUUUCGGAUCCGGAGGUGCUGAAUUGCCUUUGAGUACUCAAGGCCAUGUGUUUCAUGUUGCAGCCAUGCCCAAUGGCAAGGAAUUGGCGUUACAAAUUGCUCAUUAAAACCUAAACAGAGCAAGAGCUAAUAAGCCUCAGCUGUUUAUAUCUAUCUGCCACUUGCUUGCUGUCUACAAAUUGGAACUUAUUGAAUAUAAUUAUUUUUUAUUUGUUUAUUA
Ziziphus jujuba (common jujube) is the source of this 1299-nucleotide messenger RNA. RefSeq lists its product as uncharacterized. The transcript is spliced from 4 exons. The coding region runs from base 44 to 1186 and encodes 380 amino acids. The record is from RefSeq and is a predicted model, not a curated record. NCBI's taxonomy places the organism in Eukaryota, Viridiplantae, Streptophyta, Magnoliopsida, Rosales, Rhamnaceae.